AUGAAUGGCAAUGGCCACAUCCCACAAUCCCUGCACCGAGCAUCGUCGUUUGGAACCAAUGCGGUGGUCCGAGCUACCGAGGGAUGGCUCGAGUUGUUCCUAACGCCCCACGAGAAACUCACGUUUAGUCAGUGGAAAGAGAAGAUCAAGGACAAGUCGUUGACCAAGCACUUGACGAGUCCUCUCUUUGAAUACUUGGCGUACAAGUACAUUCCCGACACGGUGGCUCCGAAUGUGGUGACGCUCUCUGGAUUUUUGAUACUGGGCCAUGGCUGGUAUCUGACCAAUCUCUAUGGCGAUUACUAUCCCACGUCCUGCACGUGGGUGGCCGUCCUUUCCAUUGUGCUAUUUUUUGCCACAACCUCUAUGGAAGGAUUUCAUACCGAUCGCAUUCGACAACGCACGCCGCUUGGAGAACUCUUCAAAUACAGCUGCGAUUCCUGCGCCACGGUUUUCUUGGUCUUGUUGACUACCUAUUGUUUGGGAGGAACAUCGAUAGAAACACAGUGGAAUGCCGUACAAGCCUCGCAAUUGAUUUUGUUUUACAAACAUUUAUCGGCGUUUCAUCGAAACGCUGGAUUGCGAUACAACGUCUUCACAGGACCCGGUGAUGUCAUUGUGGUGUGCAUCUGUCUGCUCUCCAUUCGAGGAACACUGGGACUCGAUUGGGUAUUGACUGUCUAUGAGAGCACGGUGCGCAAUUUUAUACGACACCUCAUCAAUGUGGGACGCGCCAAGGAAGAAAAAAUGGAAAAGUACCUCGACAAUCCCAGGCAGGUCGCCAGUGAAAUUGUACAGGCGUUCUAUUACGCCAUGUACGUGCUGGCCGUGACCAAAACACUAUUGUUGAGGUCUCCGCAUGGAUGGAGUCGUUUUGGCCUCAGCAGCAGUCUCCUCAUGAGAAUUGUUCCCGCCAUUCUCAUUCACUUUGGCUUGGAAGGUGAAACCAAGGUGGUCGAUGUUGUUUGUGACGGGUUCUUCAUGGCCGUGCUGACCAGUGAUGUGACGUUGGCCAAAAUGGCAGGACGAGAAAUUCAUCCCUGGGUCGUCUUGAUGAGUAUGGCUGCCGUGCUGAGUCAUACCACGAUUUUGGCAUUGGUCUUUGUAUACUAUAUUGCUGUCUUUGCGGAUCUGUGCUUCUACAUGAACAUGCCGCUCUUUAGUACUUGUCGAAAUGUCUACUGCGACGGUGUCUACGACCUUUGUCAUGUGGGGCACAAGGUUCUCUUUCAAAACGCACUGGCGUAUGGUAAUCGGUUGUAUGUGGGAGUUGUGGGCGAUGAAGAUGCCAACAAUUACAAACGACCACCCAUCAUGACCCAUGCCGAACGAUGUGCCGAAGUCCAAGGAUGCAAAGCAGUGACCAAAGUCAUCCCCAAUGCGCCAUGUUUCGGAUUGACCGAAGAGUUUCUGGAACUGCAUCAAAUUCACGUCGUGGCAUUUGGGGAGGAAUAUUUGGAUCGCUAUCCAGAUCCCAAAGAUGAUCCCUACUACCGCGUUCCACGCGAAAUGGGUAUUGCAAAACCCUUGCCGAGGACCAAGGGUUUGUCCACGAGUGAUUUGAUUCGGCGUAUUCAGAAAGCACAGCCCAGUGAUGAAAAGAAGAGUCCCACGUAA
Seminavis robusta is the source of this 1617-nucleotide messenger RNA. The record is from the annotation of a GenBank genome assembly. Lineage: Eukaryota; Bacillariophyta; Bacillariophyceae; Naviculales; Naviculaceae.